Molecule: messenger RNA, 6601 nt
Organism: Dromaius novaehollandiae (emu)
Lineage: Eukaryota; Metazoa; Chordata; Aves; Casuariiformes; Dromaiidae
Gene: KCTD12
Product: potassium channel tetramerization domain containing 12
Exons: 1
Coding region: 254-1261 (335 amino acids)
Biological process (GO): regulation of G protein-coupled receptor signaling pathway; protein homooligomerization
Cellular component (GO): presynaptic membrane; postsynaptic membrane; signaling receptor complex
Molecular function (GO): protein binding
Source: RefSeq, a predicted model, not a curated record
CGCUCGGCUCUGCCUCCCGCCGGCCUCCCACGCCUCCCGCGAGGUGCGGCCGCGCUACAUAAACACGGCGCCGCCGCCGCCGCCGGGGCUCUCCUCUCGCAGCCCGACGGAGCAGCCUCGCCCGCGGGAAGCGGCGAGCGGCCGGACGGGGCGGCGGGCACCGCGCUCCCCCGCGGCCGGCGGCACCUGCCGGAGGAGGAGGAGGAGGAGGAGGAAGGGCGGCGGCUCCCCGCCGGCGCGGGCUCUCCCCGGCAUGGCCCUGGCGGACAGCGCCCGCGGGCUGCCCAACGGCGGCGGCGUGUCGCCGGCGGCGGCAGCGGGCGGCGCGGCGGCGGGGCCGGGCGGCGGGGCGGCGGCGGGGCCGGGCGGCUGGUCGGCCUUCCCGGAGAUCGUGGAGCUGAACGUGGGCGGGCAGGUGUACGUGACGCGGCGCUGCACCGUGGUGUCGGUGCGCGACUCGCUGCUCUGGCGCAUGUUCUCGCAGCAGCAGCCCAGCGAGCUGCCCCGGGACAGCAAGGGCCGCUUCUUCCUCGACCGCGACGGCUUCCUCUUCCGCUACAUCCUGGACUACCUGCGGGACCUGCAGCUGGUGCUGCCCGAGCACUUCCCCGAGCGCAGCCGCCUCCAGCGGGAGGCCGAGUACUUCCAGCUGCCCGACCUGGCGCGCCGCCUGGCGCAGGCGCGGGCCGCCGCCGCCGCCCGCCCCGCCGCGCUGCACCGCGACGGCUCGCUGUGCGCCGACGAGCCGCCGCCGCCGCUGCUCGGCUACCUGGAGGCCGAGCCGCCCGAGGGCGGCGGCGGCGCCGCGUCCGCGCCGUCGCCCACCUCUAGCCGCAGCCCCUCCGGCGGCCCGCUGCUGACGCCCUCGCAGUCGCUGGACGGCGCGGGCGGGCGGCGCUCGGGCUACAUCACCAUCGGCUACCGCGGCUCCUACACCAUCGGGCGGGAGGCGCAGGCCGACGCCAAGUUCCGGCGGGUGGCGCGCAUCACCGUGUGCGGCAAGACGGCGCUGGCCAAGGAGGUCUUCGGCGAGACCCUCAACGAGAGCCGCGACCCCGACCGCCCCCCCGAGCGCUACACCGCCCGCUACUACCUCAAGUUCAACUUCCUGGAGCAGGCCUUCGACCGCCUCUCCGAGGCCGGCUUCCGCAUGGCCGCCUGCUCCUCCACCGGCACCUGCGCCUUCGGCCCCGAGCAGGGCGGCCCCGCCGACGACAAGAUCUGGACCAGCUACACCGAGUACGUCUUCUGCCGGGACUGAGCCCGCCAACAUGGCGCCGGCCCCGCCGCACGCGCCCCGGCCCUGCCCGAGCACGCGGAGGGCGGCGGCGGCGGCGGCGCGCGCUCUCCUCGCGCGCGGGCCGACGCCGGCGGGAGGCCGCCAUGUCGCGGCGCCGUCCCCCCGCCCCCCCGUCACGGGCCUGCCAGGUAGCCGCGUAGGUAGCGGGGAGAGGGGGCGCCGGCCGAAAACGCACCCCACGCAGGACGGUGUGCGUGGGGCUGCCGCUGCCCCCUCCCCGCUCACCCGCGCGGAGGGACGGCCCCGCCGCCGAGGGCAGCUUUGCGGUCGUUCCUAGGGGCUGAGCAACUCUUUCCAGUUGCUUUCCAGCAACUUCUGCUGAAGACGGAGGGGCAAACGGCUUUCUUUCCUCAUCCCCCGUGCUCUUGAGAUGUCGCCUGCUGGGCAGGUUUGUACCUGUCCAUCUCAUCUCCCUUCCCUCCCCCCAAAGUGAUGCCUCUCUGCGAGGAAUGCCACUCCAGCUCCUCUUUCCUCCGCAGAAAUCAGUAAUUUUGCAAGAAGCGCGGCGCGACCCUUGAUGACCGGUUGCAUCCAUAUCCUCAUUCUGCUUCCUAAAUGUCCCAACUUCCCCCUCAAAGCUUUUAACCUAGAUCAGGGCCUGUGUGGGAGGUGUGUAAGGCUGAUGUGAGAGGACAAAUUCUCUGGAUAACCAAUGGCUUGAACUAUAAAAUGACCUCAGAGACACGUCUGCCCCCUCUAGAGGUAAAGCAACAACUCUGAAAAUUUAAAGUGCUUGUGAAUCGUAACUUUCAUGGGUGGUGUAAAGUCUUUAUAAUGCUCUUAAAGUUACUGUCUACAAUAUGCAUAGACAAUUCAAUGCGUAUUUUCUUCAACACCCUUAAAAUGACGGGUGAAAUAGAAGCAGGCUUGCCAGAGUGAAGGCAGAGCCUGCUUCCUGUGAAAGUGGUACCAUGUAUGUUGAAUAGAUGCAGAUGUAUGUUAUAAGUGUAAACAAGAACACCCUGCUUAUUACUUUAAGUUUUGUCGUUUUAGUGUUGUAAACUUUGAAGCCAACAGAAUUGAUGCUGAAACAGCUUUUUUCAAGAAACAGUUUCUUUGUUUUGAUGGCAAUAUUACCAGGGAAGUGACACUGCUAAGAGUUAAGUACCUCUUCCUAAACAAAGUUUAUACUUCUUAGAAAGGAUUAAGCCUGGUCCUUACAAAAGCAAGAACGAUGCCAGCUUUCUUCAGGGGAAAUUACCUUUCUGAAAGUGAAGCUUUUGAAGUGCAGUGUUUGCUUCAUAUAAUCUUUUAGUUCAUAUAAUCUAUAGUCUUUUUUUUUCCUAGAGGAGGCAGCCAUUGCAUUCUUUAGAACAGACUAUCUAAGCAGCAGUUUUUACAUUUAAAAAGAUUGAGCAGGUCUUUCCAAUAAAUUGCUGAAAAUUUGAGUAUAAAAGCACUUUAAAACCUGUACUUGACUUAAAAACCUGUAUUCUCCAUUCAGACCGUAACAGAAAAAUACAAUUUUGUAUCCUAAAUGUUCAAGAACUUUCAUGGUAUGUAUUAAAGCUUGAAGUUACAUUUUAAAAACUGUUAAAUAAUAAAUUGGUUGUCCUUACUCCUGAAUUUAGAAAUACUCCUAGCACUUGUAAUCUAACCAAAGAAUUUUGCAGUAGGGUUUUAUUUUUAAAACCUUAAUUCCUAUGAAAAGAGCUGUAGUUACAUAUGUAUUGAGUUUGAGUUCCAGCGCUUAGUCUCUGUCUUCACCACUUGGUCUUUUGUUAAGUGCAUGCAUAACUUCUGCAUAAAACUGAAAAUAAUUUGCCCUGUCAUGAGUUUUUUUAUAUUAGCGAGAUUGUUUAUUGAUGUGAUUACAUUGAAAAUACACAUAUGAAAGCACUGGCUAUUGUCCAGUUGUAGAUAGUUGUAUAAUGGAGUAUUUUUAAAAGGAGAGAAAUGUAUACAUGUCAAAGUAGAUGAGCAAUAAGAUAGCAAUGGGAGGGCAAUACAGCUGAACACAGAAUGAAAUCUCUUUGUCCCAUGCCCUACUCUGAGAUGAUUCUUUGUGCAUAUCUUAUUUAUACCAGAAGUGGAAGGGUAUUGAUCACAGCUACUAGGUCUUCACAGUGUCAUUCUCAAGAAUAAUGACUGUCUUUUUCUAAUUUCUGUUAGGUAAUUCUGAAGUAUGUUUUUUAAAAUUUUGUAUAAAAUCAGUUUUCAGUAAAGUGCUUAAAUUUGCUCUAGAUAGCUUUCUUUUUUUAAGGAUCUUGUACUGUAGCUUACUAAAUCCAUCAUAGGAGCUAUGAAUAGAAGCAGUUUUAAAUUGAAAUUGUGAUUUAGUGUACAUAUAUACAGUAUAUAAACAUUUUACACGAAUCUUUUAGUUUUUUAAUCAUUUUAGUGCUACAGAAUUUCAUAAUAUAUCUAGCCGAACAUUUAGGUAUUACGCUAUGUACAUAAUAUGGUAAUGUUUUGUUGGUUUCCUAUACCUGUUUCUAUGGAAAAACUGAACAUGAAUAUCAGCAUAAUUGUAGAACUGAAAUUGAUUACUUAUUUGCUUGAAUGCGAAUCAUAACUUAACCUCCAGAUGGCUAAAUGCAUCUAUAAAAUGAAGGCUGCCUGUAUUUUGAUCAGUGAAUGCCUAUCUGUUUGCUAGCAGGUGGCCCAGAAACUCUUGUGACAUUUUUAAGUAAAAAUGGAUGUAAUAAAAACAUAAACCGAUGAUUUUUAAUUUUCAUGUUUGUGCUAAAAACUUUACAAGUGAUUAACUUUAGGAAAUGGGGUCCUUCAUUUGCCAAUAACUCACUACAAUCUAGGCUUAAAGUGGUAGUGCCAUAAAUUUAAUAGUCAUUUGAUGGUUUACCAGGGAAGACUAUUUUUGAUAAACACAAAUCAGUAGUUUCAGUCACGUUUGUAAACUGCCCAGGGCAAAGUCACUGUGUUUUGCCAGUCUGUUCUACUGAGAGCUCAAAGGGUGGGUAAAUAUGACAACUCUGCUAACUUGUUGAUGUGCAGAAGGAUGAAAUCUGAAGGCAUUGUUGAGUUGCUACUGGAGUACUAUAUACUGUUCGUAGCCGUUGUUUUUCAUGCUUCAUGUACUUCUGGAUAUGCAGUAGCAUUUACGAAUGCUAUUAAAAAGCAAAGGCAAUCUUUCUUUUAAUUAGAAGUUAGGGCACAGGUCUCUUCAGUGAUGCAUAUCAUGGAGGAUAACUUUGGAGAUGUUUGAUAGGAUGUUUAUAUUUUUAUACAUGUAGAUAAUGAGCCACUUCUUCAUUCUUACUUUCACAUGUAUAGCAUUGAAAAUAAAGAUCCUUCUAGGAAAAUGUUGCAGACCAAAUUAAAUUCUGUUUCUUUAAAUACUAACUCAGUUGUGUGAUUUAUGCUGUCCUUUUUGCUCUCAUUAAAGACAUCAUUAGCUUUGCUUUCUGUUCUGCAGUAUCAAAUUCAUAACUUCAGCAAAGAUUCCUAGCUAAUAUGUAAAGCAGAAGCAUAGAACAAAGAAUGUAUGUGUACAGGGAUUGCUAAUAACAUCCAUGGCAAGAUAAACAGAAAUUUAUAAUGCUCAGAUCACACAUUUACUUUUUAAGAGGCACAGGCAAUUUUUGGUGGUACCAGUCAAUAUAAAUCAGUCCUUGUAGUGAUGAAAUAGCUUAAUUUGAAUAGCACAAAGUAAUUAUUCAGAUAAGAUGUUGAUGUUUUCAUGAAGCCAGGGAAUAAUAGUAUGGAAUAUAAUAGUUUUAAUUUAAUGAACCAAACAUGAAUACCUGAGGAAAUACUUGAUCUGUGAGAGCAGAAACAUUUUAGGAAUAAUUUUGUUUGGCUAUUUAAAAAGAAGAAAAAUGUUUUAAGAAAUUUCAUUAAGGAACAGAAGAGUGGUCUUCAUAGCUACUUCUGUGAUCUCUCGUGAAUUAUUAUAAAGCUAAUAGGGUGUACUGUGUUCAGAUUCGUAGAAAAGUAGGAAUGAAUUGCUACUAAAAGGCAUUUUUCCAUUCCUGUGAAUCAUCUUCAUACUUAGUGGAUCUUCCUUGGUAGCAUAGUUAGAAUGUAGAGGAACCAGCUGAAGGAAGCUUUAUUGAUCAUUUCCUUUGGUGACUUGACAGCAUUUGAGAGCUUUAUUAUAAUACAACAGUAUAAGAAAGGAAUUGUUCUGUGAACAACAGAACUGUGAGUCCUCUCUUCCUGCAGUCUUACGUCUCCUUUCCUUUACACUGCCAAUUCAGUUAUGCUACUCUCCCCCAUCUCUUUUAUUUUACUUUCACUAGGUGAAAGAAAGCAUGUACUUUGGCAGGGCCAUCUUUGGCUAUACUGAAUAUUAUGGCUGAAUUCUACCUUUCUUCGUUAGUGAACUACAGAUUUUUUUUCUUUACCAUACUAAUAGAAUUCAUGGAAUCUGUAAGAAUGUAACAUCUGUGAGGUAUUUUAGUUCUCUUUCAGUUUUGUUUGAAAUUGCAUAUGAGCUCAGAAGUUAUUAGGGGGGACAGAUGUCCAUCCAAACAGACAAUGCUCGUGGAGAAGUCUUAUUUCUUUAUGAAACAAGGGUAACAACAAAUUACUGUAAUUAAUGCUUGGCACUGUCUAUAUAAAAUCUUUUGUCAGAGGAGAACACAGUAGUCUAAGUGUACUAAACCCCUAUAGACCAAGGAGGCAAGCAGCCAUGCUUACUUUUGUAGCACUGACCAGUCAACUAAAUGAAUGGGUGGGCUAGACUGGCUUAAAACUUAUUUUCCAGCCUGCAGAUUUUUGCAGUUUCCAAUGCAGUUUCUAAAGGCUUUGAGACUUGUUACAACAGUCCUUCUUGGCUGCCUGUCCUCUUUACUGCUUAGGUCUUUGACAGCAGUUUUGAGAAUACUCGCAGAUGGCCUUAAGCUGUCUGUCAGUGCCUUUGCUGGAGAAAAUUUCUGUUACAAAUAUGGCGCUUUUAGGAUCCCUUCUGCCCUACUGGCUGGCUGAAAUGGACCAGAAUGUGGACAAAUAUAUUUUUCAAAGGUUGGUUUUGACUCAGUUUUUAUUGUAAGAGAACUUCAGUGUAUUCGUUAAUGCAAAAAGUAGUGGAAAUGCAUUGUUUCUUUAAAAAUACUAGGAUUUACCUUUGUGAAACUGAACAUUAGUUCUGUUUUUCAUAAAAUUGAGCAACAUGUGUUUUUUCCCUCUCAGUGAAGUGUACUAGAUGUAAGAUUCUACUGCUAAACAAAACUAUCAUUUAUAAUUGCUAAAGUAUUAAUACCACCAUUACAAGUAGUCUGUUUGAAAUACGCAACACAGUUACUGAGACUUAAAACUGCAGUCAAUCAAAUUAUUACAUUUCUUCCCUGUUCCACUCUCCAUUCUGUUCAAACUGUAAUAAAAUUAAACUUUGUUAUA